Molecule: messenger RNA, 1143 nt
Organism: Hyalella azteca
Lineage: Eukaryota; Metazoa; Arthropoda; Malacostraca; Amphipoda; Hyalellidae
Gene: Mur29B
Exons: 2
Coding region: 1-1143 (380 amino acids)
Source: RefSeq, a predicted model, not a curated record
AUGCACAAAGUCACCCUCCACGAGCUUGCGUCCAUACGCCGCCAACGAGAGAACGCGCAGGAGUUUCUGAGUAGACUGGAACUCAGUGGCUUCCGAGCUUCAGUUGGAGGAGGUGGUGCGAGUGAUGCGUGGCCGCUGGACUCUUCUACCAUUGACGUGUCUACCAUUGACGUGUCUACCAUUGAUGUGUCUACCAUUGACGAGUCUACCAUUGACGAGUCUACCAUUGACGUGUCUACCAUUGACGUGUCUACCAUUGACGUGUCUACCAUUGACGUGUCUACCAUUGACGUGUCUACCAUUGACGUGUCUACCAUUGACGUGUCUACCAUUGACGUGUCUACCAUUGACGUGUCUACCAUUGACGUGUCUACCAUUGACGUGUCUACCAUUGACGUGUCUACCAUUGACGUGUCUACCAUUGACGUGUCUACCAUUGACGUGUCUACCAUUGACGCGUCUACCAUUGACGUGUCUACCAUUGACGUGUCUACCAUUGACGUGUCUACCAUUGACGCGUCUACCAUUGACGCGUCUACCAUUGACGUGUCUACCAUUGACGUGUCUACCAUUGACGUGUCUACCAUUGACGCGUCUACCAUUGACGCGUCUACCAUUGACGUGUCUACCAUUGACGUGUCUACCAUUGACGCGUCUACCAUUGACGCGUCUACCUGCGACGUGUCUACCAUUGACGUGUCUACCAUUGACGUGUCUACCAUUGACGUGUCUACCAUUGACGUGUCUACCAUUGACGUGUCUACCAUUGACGUGUCUACCAUUGACGUGUCUACCAUUGACGUGUCUACCAUUGACGUGUCUACCAUUGACGUGUCUACCAUUGACGUGUCUACCAUUGACGUGUCUACCAUUGACGUGUCUACCAUUGACGUGUCUACCAUUGACGUGUCUACCAUUGACGUGUCUACCAUUGACGUGUCUACCAUUGACGCGUCUACCAUUGACGCGUCUACCAUUGACGUGUCUACCAUUGACGUGUCUACCAUUGACGCGUCUACCAUUGACGCGUCUACCUGCGACGUGUCUACCAUUGACGCGUCUACCUGCGACGUGUCUACCAUUGACGUGUCUACCAUUGACGUGUCUACCAUUGACGUGUCUACCAUUGAUGUGGUCCAGUGA